ACCCCCCCGCGCGUCUCGCCCCUGCGCCUGCGCACUUGACGGAUAGCUCGCAUUAUUACGUCGCUACGAUCAUCGGGUAAUGAGAUUGUUAUGGAAUUGUUUACCCUUUUGCCGAAGUAUCUAACAUUGAUUGGCAAUGUCCUUUACAACUUGAAAGAAAAUGACGAAGCGAAGUAUUACGCGGUUCAAUUGUCUUAUUCUACUUUCGUCACAUUCCAAAUGUGCGCUCCUGCCGUCGUCGUGGAAGCCGUCAAUAAACAGAUGGAAAACCUCAGGUUUAAGUUGCACAUGCGUUUGAUGGAAGAAAAAGAUGUAGAGAAACACCUUGAACUGUCAAGCCUUCUCCGCUUCAUGGAACAGAAACCGCUGUACAGCAAAGCGUGGCGAAUAAUACCUGAGGAUAUCAACCUCAUCGUCGCACUCUUCAGCUUUAUCACUACUUACGUCAUUGUUAUUAUCCAGUUUUUGCAAAUUUAUUAA
Messenger RNA from Hyposmocoma kahamanoa, 480 nucleotides. RefSeq lists its product as uncharacterized. Gene Ontology annotation, cellular component: membrane. Gene Ontology annotation, biological process: sensory perception of taste. Lineage: Eukaryota; Metazoa; Arthropoda; Insecta; Lepidoptera; Cosmopterigidae. The transcript is spliced from 4 exons. The record is from RefSeq and is a predicted model, not a curated record. The coding region runs from base 91 to 480 and encodes 129 amino acids.